Molecule: messenger RNA, 1581 nt
Organism: Malassezia sympodialis ATCC 42132
Lineage: Eukaryota; Fungi; Basidiomycota; Malasseziomycetes; Malasseziales; Malasseziaceae
Exons: 2
Coding region: 1-1581 (526 amino acids)
Biological process (GO): mitotic telomere tethering at nuclear periphery; meiotic attachment of telomere to nuclear envelope
Cellular component (GO): nuclear membrane complex Bqt3-Bqt4
Molecular function (GO): DNA binding
Source: RefSeq, a predicted model, not a curated record
AUGCCUCCACGUCGCAGCACGCCCCGGAAGGGUCGUGCCGAGAGCGCCGACCCUGCCCCUGCCACGGAAGCGGCCGCUGACUCCCCUGUGACCACACCUAGGCGCACGACGCGCGGCCGCCGCGCCACGACCAAGGCCGCCGCGGCUGAAGAGUCGGUGCCGCCUGUGCCGAAGCCCAAGACGAAGUCGACGACUCGGGCGCGAGCGACCAAGGCUGGAAAGGAGGCUGUCACCAAGGCGGAGAAGGAGGCUGACCCCAAGACGGAGAAGGAGGCUGACCCUAAAACGGAGGAGGCUGACCCCAAGACGGAGGAGGCUGACCCCAAGACGGAGAAGGAGACUGAUACAUUGAAGAACGAGCCUGACGCGGAGGCGGAGGCGCUCGCAGAAAGUGCGACGCUCUUCGAGCGCAUGCACAAGCUGCCGACGCGCACGAAUCCGCGACUCGGCGAAGUCAAGUCGCGCCAAGUUAAGCUCCAGGUCAUCCGGCGCGAAGACAAGGAGAUUAUUAUUGGGCGCAUCAAGCUCCCCACCGUGAAUGGCGCCGAGCAUGGUUUCUUGCUAAAGCGGUGCGUGUUUGUGACUAAUAGCAGCUUCGACACGAAUGCGAUUGCCGGCUCGUCCAUGUUCCGCCUUGCCUUUCCGUUUGCCGAGGCGGAGGAAGAGAGUGCGGAGAUGGCCUACCUCGAGUCGCGCUUCAACACCGAUGUCGCGAACGGCGGCUUUCUUCCUGCGCCGCGCACGCGUGGCCGCAAACCCGCGUCCAUGCGCAAGGGCACUCUGCCGCCUGGCUCCACGGGCGUGCGCCUGCAGGGCGUGUGGAUUCCGUGUGACGAGGCGCUGUCGAUUGCAGCUGACUACGGUCUGAAGGAGCUGGCGCAGCCGCUGAUUGAUGCCACGGCGGUGCUGCCGCCAAAUGAGGAUGUGCCGGUGCUGAACCCUGAUGCGGAGACGCUGGCUGCGAUUAAGAACGGCGAAAAGGUCCAGACAGAACAGCCUGCGACGCCCGUGCGGCAGACGAAGCGCGCACGCACUGUGCGCGAGUCGGCGUCGACGACGUCAACGCCGCUUGCGGCUGUUGAGGAGAUCGUUGAUGUACCAGCAGCGACGACGGGUCGCCGCCCCACGCGCCGCCAGGCGCGCGCGACGGCCGCUGAGGCAGCGUCGCCUGCCGAGAACCCCCUGACGUCCGCGUCCGUGGAGGAGCAAAUCGCGGAGGCCAAGCGUCUCGCUGCGCAGAUCCAGUCAGAAGCUCGCACGGAGGCCAUCCAGGAACGAGCGUCGGCCAAGCGCCGCGCCGAGGACGACGACGAAAACGUCGCGGAGGAGCCGCAGGCGGCCACCGGCCGCAUGACGCGUGUGCUGCGCAAGCACCGCCGCCCUAUCGCUGGUGCAGCAGGCAUGCUUACCGCUGCAGGCGCAGUGGGUCUGGGCGCUGUGGCGCUCUACUCGGGCAACAUCAACUUGUCCGCCACUGUGCCCAACGUGCUGCAGCAGCUGCAGCACGUCGACUAUGCGAGUGCGCUCCAGACGAUCCAGCAGAAUAUUCAGAACUGGGCCGUAUCGUCCUGGUUUGGUUAA